AUGCACGAAAUCUACCGAUACGCUGUCAUGACUAUUGUAGCCGCUGACGGAGACAAUUGUUCAAAUGGGUUGCCUGGAGUUACAAUUGGAACAGAAAGGCUGCACAAACAUCGCCGAUAUGAACUGCCUGGGCUGUGCCUCAUGAAAGUUUCGGCCAGCACCAAGCAUGGGAUAGAGACAUCCCCGUGGAGGGCACGAGGGUGGACAUUCCAGGAGGAGCUCUGCUCACGAAGGACACUAGUCCUCCUUCCGGAAGUCAUGUUCUUCUCCUGCGCUUCGGUGGUAUGGAGAGAAGAUCUCCGGCUAGAAACUAGGGACCCGAUUCCCAGAUCAGAGGAAGGACUUGUAUCGCUGGCUUCCAUACUCGACCAAAAAACUGCUGCGGAUGGCAAGGAUUUGCUUCUGCUCUUCCGGGACCUUGUGAAGCGAUACAUGCAGCGCACGCUCAGCAGAAUCGACGACAUGGAAAACGCUUUUGCUGGUGUGGCCGGCAUUCUCGAGCCGUUGCUCGGGCCAGCUUACCAUGGAAUUCCGGAGAGGAUGUUCGUUGAAGUGAUCCAUGGCUGCUGGUUCUGGGACACCAGCCUUCAACGCCGGGUAGGAUUUCCUUCGUGGUCUUGGACUGGCUGGAUUUACAGCCAUGAGCAAGCUGAUGUCGGCAUCCAACCGUUGAUUACUGGCUGGAACAUGAGCCAGCUCCUGACAUUUUACAAGGUCUCAUCCUCCAGCAUCGAACUCCUCGGCCAGUCACGCCCGGCUGGAUUUCUGGGCAGUGACUUCCUGCCGCGGAUGGAUGUCGAACUUCGAAGCCACUUCAUUCCCUAUGAAGAGCACAUCAAGUCGAAAAAUAAGUCUCUAGAACACCAAGGAGAUUGCUCGACCGGUCUGAUUGCGUUCUAUACUAGCGUUGCAUAUCUCAGACUCCGUACGCCGCCAGGUGACUUUGUGGGUUCAUCGCGCGAGUAUCGUGUCUUCCACCCCCAGACCAAUCAGCAACUCACAAAUAUACGCCUCAACGUCGCCUAUGUGGCUCAAAGGGGUACCUUUCUACCGUUCAUUGUGGUCUACCACGACCCGAACAACAGGUCUUUCCGAUUAAUGCUUAUCUCCAUUGACGGGAACAUAGCCGAGAGAGUGAACGCCACAGCACAAGGACGUCUCGUCAAAGAAGUCGACUGGAAGAGCGCGAAUCCUAAGAAAGAGUUGAUCAUCAUGUCAUGA
Molecule: messenger RNA, 1221 nt
Organism: Diaporthe amygdali
Lineage: Eukaryota; Fungi; Ascomycota; Sordariomycetes; Diaporthales; Diaporthaceae
Exons: 1
Coding region: 1-1221 (406 amino acids)
Source: RefSeq, a predicted model, not a curated record